Molecule: messenger RNA, 891 nt
Organism: Aureobasidium melanogenum CBS 110374
Lineage: Eukaryota; Fungi; Ascomycota; Dothideomycetes; Dothideales; Saccotheciaceae
Exons: 2
Coding region: 1-891 (296 amino acids)
Source: RefSeq, a predicted model, not a curated record
AUGCUGACCUUUCAGAAGUUAAAUCCACACCGCUUCUCGCAGCAACAACCACAACAUCAUGAACCUCAAAGACUAUCUGGUGUAUACCAAUACCACAACGCUCCUGAGGUGUUACCCGAACAUGGACUCGAGUACGAUGACAACGUAUAUCCUGUCUCGGACAAGUAUCCGGUAACCAGUAUGGACGACUAUCCUGCAAGCUUCCGCGCACAACAGUAUCGCGACACCAACAACAGACCACCUCGGAUCAUUUUUGGGAUGAAGAUGCGAUCCUUCUUGCUCGUGGCAUUUGUGUUCGUCCUCAUAGUGGUUGGUGCGGUGGUGGGAGGCACAGUAGGGCAUAGUUCAUCUCAUGCCACAGGCACUGAAGCACUCGCCAAUGAAAGCUCACCGUCAUCAACGACAUUACAAUCAUCAGGCGGUGUCCGUACAAUCGCUGCAUCAGAACCAACCACAGCCUCCAUGAAGCCGACCAUAUCAGCCACUGCAUCAUCAACAGCACUAUCAACACCAACCUUUAUCCCUCUCUCCGCCUGUCCAUCUGCAAACAACACUCUCUACACCUCAAACCCUUCCACCAACUCUUCCCUAAACCCUUCCGACAAUGCCACAACUGUCGACUUGACAUAUACACGCUACUGCGACGCCAACAAACCUACAGAUUUCAAACCCCUGACUUCUGGCUUCGUAUACACAUUUGACGACUGCAUCGAAUUAUGUGCAACUUACAAUGUCUAUGCUGUUGGAUCGUCAAACUGUAAUGUGGCUGUAUAUGAUGUGCAGCAAGCAAGACCAGUUAAUUGUGUAGUUGGAAGUGCACAAAACGCUAGUGCGAGUAGUCUAGGCGUUGAUGGUGGACUGGCUGUUGCAUUGCUUAACCCUUCAACCUAA